Messenger RNA from Oncorhynchus masou masou (cherry salmon), 4834 nucleotides. RefSeq names its product basement membrane-specific heparan sulfate proteoglycan core protein-like. Gene Ontology annotation, biological process: cell surface receptor signaling pathway. Bases 136 to 4548 code for a protein of 1470 amino acids. NCBI's taxonomy places the organism in Eukaryota, Metazoa, Chordata, Actinopteri, Salmoniformes, Salmonidae. Gene Ontology annotation, molecular function: transmembrane signaling receptor activity. The record is from RefSeq and is a predicted model, not a curated record. Gene Ontology annotation, cellular component: plasma membrane. The transcript is spliced from 27 exons.
UGUACAUUUCUGUAGAAUGAUUCUCUCUAUUUCUCUGUGUGAUGGUAAAGAGGCGUGAACUAAUCCGUCUGUCAUCGUAUAAGAAGUAGAGGGGUUCGUCAGAAGAACUGUAGUUCAGAGUUCCAGCAGGACAGAAUGGAGCCCACCUUGCUCUGUGUGUUACUCUUGCUGAAUACACACAUCAACUCUGGACACUCUGAAGAUGAUGAUGGAGUGGCAAAGGCUGUUCUGACCAUACACCCCAACAGCUCCCAGAUAUUCAGUGGAGAGUCUGUCACUCUCAGAUGUGUCAUACAGGGGGGAGGAGUCACUGACUGGGAGUACAGAUGGUUAAAACCCAGUACAGAUCAAUGUCCACAGAAAGAACAUGAAUGUAUUAUCAGUGCAGCUGAGUUUUCCCACAGUGGUGACUACAGUUGUCUGGGAUCACAUCAGCAGCAGGAUUCUAAAUGGAGUGAUGCAGUCAGACUGACAGUGACACCUCUGCCCAAAGCUACACUGACUGUGAAGCCAAACCCUGUGUUCCCUGGGGAGACAGUUACUCUGACGUGUUCAGUAGAGUCUGACAGUAGCUGGAACUAUCAGUGGUACAAAGACAGGAAUGAUAAUGUAGUAUCCCAGUCUGUCAGUCACACUCUCACUAUCAAUGGAUCAACAGUGAAUGAGGGUCCCUACUGGUGCCAGGGAGAGAGAGACUCCAGACCCACUUCUUCAUCCAUCAGUGACCCUGUCACUAUCACUGUCAAUGCUCUGCCUGAGGCCUCAGUGAGUGUCUCUCCUCAGGGUCUCCUCUACUCUGGAGAGACAGUCAGUCUGCAGUGUGUCAUACCUGGCUACACAGACUGGAUGUACCUCUGGUUCAGAGACAACCAACAGCUACCCAGUCAGACCAGUAAAAGCAUCACAUUCCCCAUCACUCAGACUGGUCAGUACAGAUGUAAAGGGAAGAGGAGAGAUCAUCCCCAGAGGUCACAUCCCAGUGAUUAUGUCACCAUAAGUGUCACUGCCUUUCCCAAAGCUACACUGACUGUGAAGCCAAACCCUGUGUUCCCUGGAGAGACAGUUACUCUGAUGUGUUCAGUAGGGUCUGACAGUAUCUGGAACUAUAAGUGGUACAAAGACUGGAAUUAUAAUGUCGUAUCCCAGUCUGUCAGACACACUAUAACAGGAGACACCCUCACCAUCAGUAGAGCUGCUGAGUCUGACCAGGGUCUCUACUGGUGUCAGGGAGAGAUCCAGUCCAGAUCCAUAUCAUCAAUCAUCAGUGAUCCUGUCACUAUCACCCUGAAUGCUCUACCCAGAGCAUCAGUGAGUAUCUCUCCUCAGUUUGUCCUCUACCCUGGAGAUACAGUCACUCUGCAGUGUGACAUAUCAGACUACACAGACUGGACGUACUACUGGUUUAUAGACACCCAUCACCUUCCCAGUCAGACCAGAAAAACCAUCGCCAUCUCUCUCCCUGACAAGGCUGGUCAGUACAGGUGUGUUGGGACGAGGAAAGGUCGGCCCCAGAUGUCAAAUCACAGCUCAGCUCUCCCCAUCAUCAUCACUGCUCUGCCCAAAGCUACACUGACUGUAAAACCCAACCCUGUGUUCCCUGGAGAGACAGUUACUCUGAUGUGUUCAGUAGGGUCUGACAGUAUCUGGAGCUAUAAGUGGUACAAAGACAGGAAUUAUUAUGUAGUAUCCCAGUCUGUCAGACACACUAUAACAGUAGACACCCUCACCAUCAGUAGAGUUGCUGAGUCUGACCAGGGUCUCUACUGGUGUCAGGGAGAGAUCCAGUCCAGAUCCAUAUCAUCAAUCAACAGUGAUCCUGUCACUAUCACCCUGAAUGCUCUGCCCAUGGCCUCAGUGAAGAUAGUCACUCCACUGGGUCUCCUCUACCCUGGAGAGACAGUCACUCUGCAGUGUGACAUAUCAGACUACACAGACUGGACGUACCGCUGGUUCAGAUACAAUGAAGAGCUUCUCACUAAGACCAGGAAAAACACCAUCUCUCUCCCUGACCAGGCUGGUCAGUACAGUUGUGUUGGGACGAGGAAAGGUCGGCCCCAGAUGUCAUAUUACAGCUCAGCUCUCCCCAUCAUCAUCACUGCUCUGCCCAAAGCUACACUGACUGUAAAACCCAACCCUGUGUUCCCUGGAGAGACAGUUACUCUGACGUGUUCAGUAGGGUCUGACAGUAGCUGGAGCUAUAAGUGGUACAAAGACAGGAAUGAUAAUGUAGUAUCCCAGUCUGGUUACAGUAACAUUGGAGUCUCUCACAUCAGUAGAGCUGCUGAGUCUGACCAGGGUCAGUACUGGUGUGAAGGGAACAGUGUGUCUAGACCCACAUCUUCACAACCAAGUAAUGCUAUUACUCUUACUGUAAAAGAUAGUCGUCCGACGGCCACACUGAGUUCAGACAACCAGGGUGUAUUCACAGGAGACAAUGUGACACUGAGAUGUACUGUAGAGUCUCCUGGAUGGAUGUUUUACUGGUACAAACACAGACCAGACUUUACACCAGUAACCACAACCUCUGGAUACUCCUACACACUCAGCGGGGUCAGUGUCUCUGAUGGAGGACAGUACUGGUGCAGAGCUGGGAGAGGAGACCCAGUCUACUACACCCUGUACAGUGGCCCAGUCCAGAUAAACAUUACUGAGAGGCCUGUUGCUGUUCUGACCCUCCAACCAAACUGGACCCAAAUAUUCAGUGGAGAGACUGUUACUAUGAGAUGUGACAUACAGGGAGGAGGAGACACUGACUGGAACUACAGAUGGUAUAAGAAUAGUGAGUUAGUGAUCCUAUUUAACACAAAGACUGAGUACAGAAUCAGUCCUGUCUACAGGUCUAACAGUGGUUCAUAUACCUGUGAGGGUGUAAAGGGUAACAAGCUCUCCAAGACCAGUGAUGCUGUACAACUGACUGUGUCUGAUCAACCCAAGGCUGUCCUGAGUAUCUCUCCUCAGUGGCUGAACCCUGGAGACUCAGUGUCUCUGAGUUGUGAAGUUGACAAGACGUCAACAGGCUGGAGGUUCUCCUGGUACAGGACUGUUCCCUACAGAGCUGGGUCACCCUCCCUAUCAGACAGGUCUUACUCUCUACAGCCCCUAUCUGACAAUGUGACUAGUGAAGACUCCUACACUCUGAUCCCUGCUGGUCCUACUCCCACAGGAGGAUAUGUGUGUAGAGCUGGGAGAGGAGACCCAGUCUAUGACACACUCUACAGUCAACCUCAGUUUCUCUGGUCAGGAGAUCUGCAGCCUUCAGUGUCUCUUACAGUAAAUCCCAACACAACUCAACACUUUACAUCAAUGUCUCUCUCACUGAGCUGUGAAGAGAAGGGGAACUCUACUGGAUGGAGACUGAUGAGCUACAGAGAGAGAAGAGUGACGUCGGGGUGUUUCUCUAACUGGGGAUUCAUAGCAGGGUCUACAUGUACCAUCAGCUACACAUACACAUUGUCCAGUGGAGUGUUCUGGUGUGAGUCUGGAUCAGGAGAGUACAGUAAUGCUGUCAACAUCACAGUAAAUGAUGGUGAUGUGAUCCUGGAGAGUCCUGUCCAUCCUGUGACUGAAGGAGACACUCUGACUCUGACCUGUACAUUUAGACAUCAGGGAACAAAUCCUAAACUCAAGACUGAUUUCUACAAAGAUGGAACACUCAUCAAGAAUGAGACCACAGGAGAGAUGACCAUCCCUACAGUAUCCAAGUCAGAUGAAGGAUUCUAUAAGUGUACAUCUGAUGAAGGAGAAUCACCAGAGAGCUGGGUGACAGUGAGAGUCUCUCCAGUCGUAGCUCCUGGAUCCUCUACAUCAGUCCUAGUAGGAGUGGUUGUGGGUCUGCUUGUUGCUGGUGUCCUACUGGUCAUUAUCCUGGUCCUGCUGGUGAGAUAUCAAAACAGCAAAGGUUCCUGUUUCAACAGAAUAUUCUGGCCCCCUCAGCCCCAGAGCACCAACCAUGACCCCAAACAGGACCAAGGAUCUGGGUAUACACAUCAGCAGCAUGGUGACGCUAACAUCUACGAUACGAUCAAUUCCUCAGACAACAAUGAUAAUGAUGCUGCUGGUGCUUCUGCUGCUGGACCAAGUCAUGUGACUUACACCCAGAUUCAACUGAAAAAGUUGGACAACAAAAAGAAAGAAAAACUAGCUGAUCCAGCUAAAGAUCCAGUCUACUCUGUGGUGAAAACAAGCAAAGCGACAGCAGCAGCUGGACCUGAUGAUGUCACCUAUGCUGAGGUUGACCUCAAAAACAAGGCCAAAGCCAAGAAGAAGAGAGCAGCAGCUGGACCUGUUGAUGUGACCUAUGCUGAGGUUGACCUCCAAAGAAAGGCCAAAGCCAAGAAGAAGAGAGAAACACCAACCCCACCAGAGACAGAUUCAGUCUAUUCUCUAGUGAAGCCAUACACAGUCCCCGCAGCAGCAAGACCUGUUGAUGUGACCUAUGCUGAGGUUGACCUCCAAAAGAAGGUCAAAACCAAGAAGAAGAGAGCAACCCCACCCGAGGCAGAUUCAGUCUAUUCUCAAUUGAAGCCACGGUCAUGCCCCGGUCAUUGAGGGAGAUGGAGGGACACAUCAUCAGAGGAGGAGCAGGAAAUAUCUGGGAAUAUAGAUUAUUCACACAUGCGCACAGACACACAAGCACACCCACAGAUACACACAUAAAGGAUUUUUAUAUAUCUAUAUAUAUAUAUCAACAAAUAUAUUUGAUUUAAUAUUGGUUUAACUGUGUAUAACUGCAACAGGUUUUGAAACAAUGAUAUGGUGUUAUGCUUAUUAUCUGUAGCUACAGCAAGUGUAUUGUGUAUUAAAUUGUGUAUUGAGUUGUUGUGUUGUAAAUCUA